Scomber scombrus (Atlantic mackerel) is the source of this 5101-nucleotide messenger RNA. It is a transcript of the gene abcb10, whose product is annotated as ATP-binding cassette, sub-family B (MDR/TAP), member 10. The record is from RefSeq and is a predicted model, not a curated record. The coding region runs from base 407 to 2593 and encodes 728 amino acids. Gene Ontology annotation, biological process: transmembrane transport. The transcript is spliced from 14 exons. Gene Ontology annotation, cellular component: membrane. Gene Ontology annotation, molecular function: ABC-type oligopeptide transporter activity; ATP hydrolysis activity; ATP binding. Lineage: Eukaryota; Metazoa; Chordata; Actinopteri; Scombriformes; Scombridae.
UGCUUUGGGGGGUUGUUGUGUUUACUUGUGAGAGUGUUUUUGGUGUAGGUCGGUCCCCGGCGGGUUGUGACUCCUCUUCAACCUCCUGCCGGUCGGAUACUAGCGGCAGCUGACGGUGACAGCAGGGUGUUGUUAGCUGCUCGGCGAUAAGAGAUAAACCGAAGGAGGACGGCUGUCACUGCCAGAUAAAACAUACAAUAACGGUCAAAACUCGACAAUGUAGUGACAACAAGCUCCACAGCGGCUCUGCGAUGUUCACGGUGCGUUUAUACAAUCAGCUGGGGGACUGAAAUGUUUCUCCGAGUGGACUCAAGAAGAAAAACAUCCACACUUGAACAUCACUGAAUACAUUCGGUAAAAAUCUUUAUUUUUUCUACUUUUUCAACUUUGGUUAAUAUCUCAAACAAUGCGACUUUUAAUGCGCAUGUCACGGUGCACACACGGAGGGCAUUUACACAGACUAAAGCCACAACCUGUGGUGUUAUGGCUGGACCACAGCCGGACCCUCUCUCCCGCCCUCCGGAGGAAAAGACAGCCGACUGGGUUCAGGUGUUCAGCUCCUCUGACACCCGCUUUACGCCUCUCCUCACCCGGGCCCUUCAUGUCCGUCCUGCCCUGCUUCAGCCCUCUCAGAGGUCUCUCUUCAGUCUGCUCCUUACACACCUCCAGCCCCGCAGACAGAGCACGGACAGUCUCACACACACCUGUUGCCUUUAAAAGCUCCUCAGCAGCUUCCACUCCUACUCCAUCCGGAUCAGUGAAGACCCAGACAGACUCAGACAGAGACCGCACGCCGACCACCGUCCCCAUGGAAGAUGUCAAGAGGAUUUUGCAGCUCGCUUACCCAGAGAGAUGGAGACUGGCAGCUGCUCUGGGCUUCCUAACUGUCUCCAGUGCAGUAACCAUGUCAGCUCCAUUUUUCCUGGGUAGAGUUAUUGACACCAUUUACACCACUGGGGCAGACACAGGGACCAUGACAGCCUCCCUAACAUCGCUGUGUAUCAUGCUGUCUGGAGUGUUCCUGUGCGGCGGGGCAGCCAACGCUGCCAGAGUCUACCUCAUGCAAGUCUCAGGCCAGCAGAUUGUUCGUAAUCUCCGUACUUCCGUCUUCUCCUCCAUCCUCAACCAGGAAGUGGCGUUUUUUGACAGGAAUAGGACCGGCGAACUUAUCAACCGGCUCUCUGCUGAUACAGCCGUGGUGGGCCGCUCAGUCACUGACAAUCUGUCAGACGGCCUGAGAGCUGUCGCCCAGGCAGCUGCUGGCGUCAGUAUGAUGUUCUACGUCUCCCCCACUCUAGCAAGCUUCGUGUUGCUAAUUGUGCCUCCUGUAGCUGGUCUUGCUGUAGUCUACGGCAGAUACCUGCGCUCCAUCUCCAAACACACUCAGGAUUCGCUCGCACAAGCCACACAGUUGGCAGAGGAGCGCAUCAGCAACAUGCGGACAGUGCGGGCUUUUGGUAAAGAGCUGUCAGAGGUCAACUCGUACACACAGAAAGCAGAUCAGGUCCUCAGCUUGGCCAGAAAGGAAGCUGUACUACGGGCUGGCUUCUUUGGAGUGACUGGUCUCAGCGGUAACAUCAUGAUCCUGUCAGUGCUUUACAAAGGAGGCCUUCUGAUGGCCAACCAGCACAUGACUGUGGGAGAGCUCUCAUCGUUCCUCAUGUACACCUUCUGGGUUGGCAUCAGUGUCGCAGGUCUGAGUUCAUUCUACUCUGAGCUAAUGAAAGGUUUUGGUGCAGGAACCAGACUAUGGCAGCUGAUAGACAGAAAGCCUGAGUUUCCUCAAAAUGAGGGUCUAAUUCUUCCUUCAGACCAGCUGAAGGGCCAGUUGGAGUUCUGCGAUGUCUCCUUUGCCUACCCGACCCGUAAGGAGGCUCCCAUCUUCCAGAAUCUCAGUCUGCUGGUCCCCUCUGGCACCAUCAUGGCUGUUGUGGGAUCCAGCGGGUCUGGAAAAUCAACUCUGGUGUCACUGCUGCUCAGGCUGUAUGACGCAGAUGCUGGUGUCAUUACUGUAGAUGGCCAUGACAUCAGAGAUCUAAAUCCCUAUUGGCUCAGAAGUCACAUCGGGACUGUCAGCCAAGAGCCGGUUCUGUUCUCUUGCUCUAUUAGAGACAACAUAGCGUAUGGUGCCGUUGAUCAAGACGCUGUGACCACAGAGGACAUUUACAGGGCAGCCAGAGUGGCCAACGCCUACGAUUUCAUCCAGGCUUUUCCUCAGGGCUUUGACACUGUGGUGGGGGAGAAAGGAGUGCUGUUGUCAGGUGGUCAGAAGCAGAGGAUAGCCAUAGCCAGAGCUCUGCUUAAGAAUCCUAAGAUCCUGCUUUUAGAUGAGGCUACAAGCGCGUUGGAUUCUGAGAAUGAGUUUCUAGUCCAGGAGGCCUUGGAGCGCCUGAUGGAAGGGAGGACCGUCUUGAUCAUCGCUCACCGUCUUUCCACCAUCCAAAACGCAAACGCUGUCGCCGUGCUGGAUCAGUGUCGUGUAGCAGAGUGCGGCCAGCACACAGAGCUGCUAGGCAACAGGCAGGGACUGUUCAGAAAACUGAUGGAGAAACAGGCUUUUCUGCAUGAGGAACAGAAACAGGCCCUGCGCUGAGAGGAGACGAGUGGAUAAAAAAAGAUAGAGUGAAUAAGAGGUGAGAUUAAUAGUGAGUUUUUCCCCAGAAGGGGUUGAAAUGCCCCCCAUGCUGAGAGACAGCAGGGGUGGGGAAUAUAGGAUUUUCCUAUUAUGAUAGAUGCAUAAAAGCUGAAGCACUGGAGAGAGGGGAGAUGGGAUUUUCUUAAAUGCUGCAAGUGUCCUUUCACUACUGACAGGACUAUGUAGAAUAACAUUAAGAGGGUUUUUUUAAAAGGACACAGAAAUCUACCGUGAAGUCCUAAAAACUGAAAUGUGCAUCAGUUAGUUUGCUAGAGAUAGUUUGUUUUGAAUAAUAUGUAACUAUACGCUGAGGGAGGAAUUCAGACAGAGACACUCGUCACACUGGAUGCACAUGGCCAACAUGUGACUUAUGUUACUGUCACUGCCACAGUUUUAGGGAAAAGUCCAAAUUAUAUAAAUGUGACAAUAUGAGUCUGGUGCAAAUCAUAAAUCUCUUUCACUCUCUGUCACUGUAGGAUUUUCAUAACUAAACCAAAAACAGUCUGGUGUGGCAUGUUGAGCACUGUUAAAUGUGUAUUUGUGUUUAUGUAUUAGGGUUGGUUUUUUUACUUGAAGCUCACACACAGAGCCUUUUACCGUCAUUUAAGAGUUUAAACAAGCCAAAUGAAGCAACUAAACAUGGUGUUUAUACUGUGGGCCGAACACUAUUCUCACUGUUCUGAUUGGUUGGCUAGUACAAUUAGACUCAGUCGCUCUUCAGUUUUUCUUUUGCUGGAAUUUAACUGACAGUCCUGAAACUGCAUCUCAUAUUCUGGUGAAACAACAGAAAAUGUGCACUGUCACUUAAGUUGUUUGAGGCUCCAUAAGCAGCCUCCUUCCUGGAAGAGGAGGAGGAGGGUACAGAAGAGAUGUCAUUAGAGCAGAGGUGGUGGUCUGUCAUAUGUUUGUCAUGUUCACUCCUCUUGUCCAAAAUCAAAAUUCUUUAAUCAUUUUAUCUUCUGUCCGAAAAGUUGACCAGCACAAAUCUGAAUGUAAUUUCAGUCAGCUUUCCUGUACGGUGUUUGGCACUGACUGAGACUGUGAUAUAACUGCACCUCCAUGCUGGUGUUUACAGGAUGUGUACCUAGCCAGCAUUAAAUUCCAUAUAAACAGCUCUGAAAUUUCGUAGAUGUUAGCCACAGUGCUGUUGAGCCAGGUAAACAUUUUAACUGGCUUCAAGAGACAGACUAAGAAGUCAAGAUUCAACUCCGUAAAUAUUUAGCUUGUAAAUGCCCACUUCACCUCUCAGGUGGAGUGUAGACAGGAGGUUUUUUUCUUGUUUAGCAAACAUGUAAAUGCUCUUAAUCUGAAUUUCCCACAGCCGCUAAAUAUUGGGUUGUUUCUUGCACUGCAACUGGAAAUUUAGCCACAUGUUGAUGCUGAGGUUUUUUUCUAUGAACCAAAAAUUAAAAGAAUUCAAGGACAAACUUUUUUGGUCAUUGAGGCUGAGAUUUUUAUGACGCAGCUUGACACAGUUUUGAGACUGCAUUUAACAAAUGAUGGACUUUUCAACUUUUCUGAUCCUCUUCUGAGUGAAGUCAAUGUGUCAGAAUAGUUUGUUUCUGAAGGCUCAUUACUCAUAUUUAGAUGGUAUGGCACAUCAAUCAACUCAAAUGCUUGCAGAAAUAUUAUACCAUAAAAUCAGAUAAACAUCAUAUAUUCAACAGUAUUUUCCCAUAACAUUUAUCUUCAACCAUGUGAUUAAGGGGAUCAAGCUGCAAACUUGCAGGGUUAUACUAAGGGUGACAUUUAUGUGUUGUAUUUAUAAACUUGAAUCAUCAUGACUGUCAGUUUUCAUCAACUAUUUGAAGGCAGUUAUACAUGGAAAACUCUCAAAACAGUGUUGAUAGGAUUUUAACAAGGGACAAGUGUCAAGAUUAAUCAAUACAGCACCAAUCAUCCUUAAUUGACUAAUGCUGUAGAAUCAUUAUGGUGUCUGUAUACCAUAGUCAUCACUCUGGUUGUGUAUACAGUAAAUAUAUAUUUAUGUAUUACAGUGUAUAGACUAUAUGUCAGCAGAAUUAAUCCUCUGCGCUCUCUAUCAGUUAAUAUGUUACAAGAUUAUUUACAAGAUGAUUUAUUAUUGAGAGUUUGCCCUUUUUUCAGUUUUCUAUAUUUCUUGUUAUUUCACCUAAAGGGCAACUAGUUUUUUUUACUUGAAUCACAAAAGAUUUUUAUGGAUUUUUCCAGACAUGUUGUGUGUUGAGUUUCCUCCCCAAAGAAAUUGGUAAUUUUACCAAACAAUGUCCAUAAAAAUGUGUCUGUAAAGAUGAAUCUGCGCCCUCGACUCACCUCUCACUCCAGACUAAAGUUAACUCUGAAGGUGUUUGAAAGCUCGUCAGAUGAUGAUGAAUCUGUGUCAGACUGUUUUGUCUGUUUUUUUUAAGUGUAUGUUAUGAGUCCUAAAUAAUAUAUAAUACUAAAAUCAUGUAUAAUAGAUUUUUAACCAUAUUUUUGUUUGCUAAA